Quercus lobata is the source of this 1197-nucleotide messenger RNA. Its product is annotated as YCF49-like protein. Lineage: Eukaryota; Viridiplantae; Streptophyta; Magnoliopsida; Fagales; Fagaceae. The transcript has 4 exons. The record is from RefSeq and is a predicted model, not a curated record. Bases 85 to 675 code for a protein of 196 amino acids.
ACCGGGUAUUACAAUUACAGUUACAGUUACAGACCCAACUACCACGGUCUGCGACUGUCACUGAUAAAUCCUCAAAACUCAGUUAUGGCUAUCACCACCUUAUUCUACCCUCCAAAACUCAGCUUUCCUCACAGACCCACAAGACAAGUUUCUUCUUCUACCCCACAUUCAAAGACCCAAACCCAAGUUCAGACCCGCACCCGGAAUUCCAUCAAUCACGGUACCAUCCAGAACCCGAAGACCACCAUGGCUGCUGCUCUGUUAGGAGCUGGUUUGACCUUGACCCUGGUGGGACCCACCUCAGCUGCGGAGUUACCGUCCUUGCUGCUGCUGGGUUCUACUUCUCUGCAACUCAGUGAGCCCACCAAUGCUCUGUCCUUGCCCACCUGGGCUAUACACGUGUCCAGUGUGGUUGAAUGGAUUACAGCAAUGGCUUUGGUGUGGCAAUAUGGGGAGCAAUCUGGGUAUGAGUCUUGGAAAGGACUCUCCUGGGGUAUGGUACCCCUUCUUGGUGGAGCAUUUUGUGCAUGCACUUGGCAUUUCUUUUAUAAUUCUGAGUCUCUUGAGGUAUUAGUGGCUCUUCAGGCAGCACUAACAGUAAUAGGUAAUGCCACGAUGUGUAUCGCUGCCUACCGCAUAUACAAAUCAUCAGAGAAAAGCUCCAAGAGUCUCUGAUGUCUCUCUACCUGCACAUAAUAAAUCUCUCACUGUGUUCUGCCUUCCGGGUUGGUAAUAUUACUCUUCUUCAAGGGCAUUUAUCUGGUAAAUAGAUGUGCUAAGAGAAAAGGACCAAUCUAUAGAACUAGUAAUAGUAGUCUUCUUCUGGAUGUGUUGCAUGUGUGUCAGGAAACUGGACACGAAAUGCUGGAAGCUUCCACAUUCAUGAUGAGAUCAGAUUGACUUAAAUAAAAUUAUGGAUAUAAGAGGUUUUUCCAAAGUUGGAAUGAGUCUCACGGGGCCAGCAUAUUUUCAGCCAAUCUCUAAUUUUUUGGAGCUGAAUCUAUGAUCAUGUAAGUUCUCCCUAUUGUGCCUGGUGAGUUUUGUCAACCAAGUGGAUUGACCUAAGCCUCUCUAGUUGGAUUAACAUGUAUAUGUAUACAAAUUUUUUUUUCAAAGUCUAAACUAAUCAUUAUAGAAUCGCCGCAUCUGUAGACUUUCAAAAUUUUACUAUAUAUGUUUUUUGGGUAAGCUGGUUUA